Messenger RNA from Cotesia glomerata, 1450 nucleotides. RefSeq lists its product as uncharacterized. Gene Ontology annotation, molecular function: DNA binding. The record is from RefSeq and is a predicted model, not a curated record. The transcript has 6 exons. Lineage: Eukaryota; Metazoa; Arthropoda; Insecta; Hymenoptera; Braconidae. Bases 431 to 1345 code for a protein of 304 amino acids.
UUAUUAAAUAUCGAAUAGCUGUUUCGAUUCUUGAAACACUCGAAGAUUGUAGUAAAUUUAACGACAAUUCUGCCGAUAUCAAAUUGUCUUUAUCUGUUCUUAUGAAAUGGCGAAUUUUGCACUGUGUGCAAAAUAUAAUAGAAUUAUUCAUAACUACAAGAGCAAAUUGGCUAACAAGAAGUUUAUCCAUAAAAGUUUUGUAGCAACAACACUAAAUUAUAUAAAUUAUUUAAUUCCUCUUAUCGCAUUCUUUACUUUAUAGACAUUGUGAAGUGUCAACAAAUAAAUAUAAUUAUUUCAUUUUACUAUUAAAGCUUUUAUAUAUAUAGAUAUAUUUAACAAAAUCACUUCUGAAUUGUUUGCAAUAGUACAAUGGCUAAAUGAUGAAGACAAGGGCACGUACACUGUUGGUGUACCAACAGAUUGGAUAAUGAACUUCGAUUAUCAAGAAUAUUGCAUGAAUGGCUGUGAUGGUGAUGAAAGUUAUGUAGUCGAAUGGCGUCAAGGCAAGAAGCCAGCUGGUGGAUGGUUGUGCUAUGAUGCCAUGGUCACAGAUGUUUCUAACAGUAUAGCUGCGCUCGAAAAAAAAUUUAAGAAUAAUUAUAAAGGCAUUAAAUCACCAAGAUUGGGAGGCUACUCAGGAAAUCAAAAGUCAUUUAUGGAUGGAUCAGCAGCAGGUUCUACUUCCAACAUUGCAAAUGCAACGAGUAUCACAACUGAUAAAAAUACUAACAAAAAAACAAGCUUAAAAAGACCGCACCCUAAUGAUGAUAAUAAUGAUAUUGAACGAACGCCUUUGAAUAACUCAUCACCAGUAAGACCUAGAAAUUUAUUCGGAUCAAAUAAUGGUGAGAAUGACAUUGUUAUGCAACUAUUAACCGAGAUGAGAAACAUGCAAGAGAAUAUGAGGAACAUCAGGCCGAUACCAAGAGCUGCUCAAAUAAGCGAUCAAUCUGGUUCAGAUGAUGAAAAUGUUCCUGAUAUGGUUGAAAUCGGAAGACGGGGUAGCGGCUUACAAAUAACUCGAGAGCAAUGGCGCUGUGCUAAAGCUCAAGGACGAUGUACAUCGAUGGCAACCUCGUUAUUAACAGCUCUUGUGCCAAUGAAUGUUCUAUUAACAAGUAACUGUAAAGGUGGUAAGGCUAGAAUUUGCAAAAAUUCAGAUAAUCCCCCUCAUCAUACUGCAAUACCGUCGGAAACCCUUGCUGCUAUAAAAUAUACUGUCAAGAAAAAUUUUAAAAAUACAUAUGAUGAUACGAAAAUAAAUACUGCGAUUAACGUUAAGUUAACUAGUUUGAGGUCAAAGCAACGUAAUUUUCCAAACAAUGAAGACCCGCAACAUUGAAGAUUUUAAGCCUAAGCAGCAAACCGGAUAGUCACAAAAUAAGAAUUUUUUCACAGUUUUUGUUAAUUACAUUGAAUUUUUUUAUGAUACUUUUAUGAUACUUUU